Merops nubicus (carmine bee-eater) is the source of this 1306-nucleotide messenger RNA. Its product is annotated as membrane cofactor protein-like. The record is from RefSeq and is a predicted model, not a curated record. The annotation marks the transcript as partial. Lineage: Eukaryota; Metazoa; Chordata; Aves; Coraciiformes; Meropidae. The transcript is spliced from 8 exons. Gene Ontology annotation, biological process: negative regulation of complement activation, classical pathway.
GUGCCUGCAAUGCUCCACCACGGCUGCAGUCUGCAGAGCUGAAGGAGCAGCACCAUGGGCUCAGCUCCUUCCCAACCAGGGCCCGGGCGGAGUACGUCUGUCGGCCGGGCUACAUGAGAGACCCCAGCGUGAGGAACUGGCUGGUGUGCGGCAAGGACGGCGAGUGGGUGGGCUCCACGGAGAUGUGCACACCGAAGCAGUGCAGCUACCCUGGUGAGCCAGCCAACGGCAGACUCUUCCCAGCAGAGAGGUUCUACUUUGGCUCAGCAGUGAACUUCACCUGCAACACUGGGUACAGGCUGGUUGGAAACUCUCAGAUUCACUGUGUGAUUCAACAGGGGGUUGUUACCUGGGACAGAGACAUUCCCAUCUGUGAGCCAAUCCCAUGCUUCCCCCCUCCCACCAUAGCCAACGGAGAGCACAACGGGGUCAACAAAGAGCUCUUUGAGUAUGGAGAGUCUGUCACUUACUCGUGCCACAGCGUCAGGGGAAGGGAGAGACCUUUCUCCCUGGUGGGAGAUGCCUCUAUCUUCUGUACAACCACAGAUAACAUCAACGGUGUCUGGAGCAAGCCAGCCCCCGAGUGCAAAGUGGUCAUCUGUGAGCAUCCCAGCAUCAGGAAUGGGAGGCUGCUGAGCGGGUACCAGGCCUCCUACACCUACAGAGACACCGUCCUCUUCAGCUGCAACUUCCGCUACGCCCUGAACGGCAGCAGCUCCUCCACGUGUGAUGGGACUGGCUCCUGGGACCCCCCGCUGCCCCUCUGCCAGCUCAGUAGCUGUGAUGACCCUCCAGAUGUGAGCAAUGCUGUGAAAGCAAAACUUGCUGGCAAUCUGUUUCCUGUGGACACUGUCAUUACCUACGAGUGCUUGGAGGGCCACGAGUUCAGCCCAGGAGAAACCACCUGGAACAUCAAGUGUCUGCCAGAUUUUACAUGGACUGAAGCUCCACAUCUCUGUGAAAAACCUCGUUGCCCAACACCAAAUAUCGACCACGGAAUGGAGGUUUUUAAGAGCAGAGAUGACUAUACAGCUGGGACCAGAGUGAGGCUGGCCUGUGAUCCAGGGUUUAUCCUCAGGGGCCGGGAGCUGACGGAGUGCCAGGCAGACAUGAGCUGGGACCCCCCGUUGCCAUACUGUGACAGGGGCUGUGACCCCCCUCCCCAAAUUGCCCACGGGAAGCACUCUCACUCGGGCUGGAAGCAGUUCCCCUAUGGCACGGAGGUCACCUACAGCUGUGUGGAGGGGCUGUCCCUCAUCGGGGACCCGUCCAUCUACUGCACCUCCCACGAUGGGGAGAACCUGAC